Molecule: messenger RNA, 1971 nt
Organism: Penicillium mononematosum
Lineage: Eukaryota; Fungi; Ascomycota; Eurotiomycetes; Eurotiales; Aspergillaceae
Product: histone acetyltransferase NGG1
Exons: 3
Coding region: 1-1971 (656 amino acids)
Biological process (GO): regulation of transcription by RNA polymerase II
Cellular component (GO): SAGA complex
Molecular function (GO): transcription coactivator activity
Source: RefSeq, a predicted model, not a curated record
AUGCCGUCCGCAUACAAAGGCAAAGGCAAAGGCCGCGAUGCGCGCCAGUCGCGUAGCCGCAAUACCACCCCGUCCAGUGCUAGUGCUCCCGCUAUCGCAUCACUGCCCAUCCAAAGCUACUUGGAGAACGAUGUCACCAAGCACAUUGACUUGGCUAGUGUGCAGUACUCCGAAGUGUUGGACCUGGUAUCCGCGCAGAACAUCCCAGAUUCAAAAACAUUGGAGACAUUGGUGGAACAUCUGAAGGGUCUUAGUGACAUGGCCGAUAUGAGGGGCGAGGUUUGCAAUGCUGGAAUGCGCGAGAUGUCUCAAAAGCGCAAGGAAGUGGAAGAUCAGGAGCUUGAUCGUGAAGUUCGAGAUCGUUCCAAAUUGAAACGUGAAACCGAAGAAGACGACGAUAUUCAUAAGGGCGGCAAGCUGAAGAAGCGGAAAGAGCGCAGCGGAAAGGAGGAGCGCCCAUUAAAUCAUGGCGCACAUGAGAUAGCACGCCAGGAUGGAGCUGAGACUAAGGUUGAGGGAGCGGCUUCUCCGGCAUCGAAAAACUCCAAGAAUGCGAUAUCGGAUGAAAGCUCCUCGCUUUCACCCCCGUCAAUGAUGUCCCCCAACGGCACGACCACUGCUGGCGACGGGCCUGCCCCCGGGACCCCCGGGUCUGAUACCAGUGCCGACUCCCACCAACCUGAACCCCAACCUGCGAUUCCUCAAGUGCAAGUCUUUGGCGAUAACCCACUGAAGUUUGACGACCCGACCAUUUACAACAUUCGGGAGGUUCUCCCAGGCAUGACGGACGACGAGAAGAAAGAGAUUUACAGCGUUGCCCACUUCCCCAAGACCGAUCUUGCCCACAUGGCAGCUGGCGUGGCUCCUGACAAGGACUUCAGCAACGCCAAACCCUCCAACCAAGUCAGCGCGAAUACUUUCCAGACCUACAUUGAACCUUACGUCCGGCCUCUUACCGAGGAGGACAUUGCCUGGCUAAAAGAAAGGGGUGAUCGUACUACCCCAUUCAUCAUGCCCCGUCGCGGAAAGAAAAGCUAUCGUCAAAUUUGGGCGGAGGAGGAUGGAGUGUCCUACGACUCGAGUCAAGAUGACAAGGACCAGCUGCCUUUGAAUCAAGGACGUGGCAGCAUUGAACAGCUCACCGACGAUAAAGCCGAGACUAACGAAGUCUCUGUUGGGCCUCUCCUCAGCCGACUGUGCUCUCUCCUCCGUUACGAGCACCGUACAUUGCCCGAAGAUUCCAACCCAACCGCAAAUGGGGAUACUGCUAGUGUGAGUGGACUGGGUGGAGACGCAAUGGACAUUGAUCAAUCCACCGCCGAGAAGGAGAACAAGAGCGAAACCAAGCCUCUCCCUGCUGCAACCACCUUCCGCGACGCAGAUCCCAACGACUUCAAAACUUCGGUCGCAAAACUGGAUCAUGCUCAACUUGAUGAACGCGCCAAAGCUGAACUACGAUUCAUCGGUUUCCUCGGUGCAGAUGAUAAUCCAGACUACGACGCUCACUACGAUGAUGAAGUUGCUGAGCGACUCCGCCUACUCCAAAGCGAGCUCAAGAAGCAGAUAGUCACCAACAAUGCGCGCAAAGCUCGCAUUCUGAAGAUUGCCCAGGAGCACAUGGCCAUGCUUGAGUUCACUACCAUCCAAGACGACCUCGACUCUCAGGUCCAACAGGCCUAUCUCAAACGCACCCGCACUAUGGGCAAGAGCAAGAAGGGCGCUCAGCCCAAGCACCGGCCUGGCGGCGCAGGUGGCGGCAGCCAAGUCGCUGGUUCUGCGGGCGUUUCCCGUCCCGCUGUCGGCGACGCUGCAAAGAUUGUCAUGGACCGUCGUCGUCGCUGGAACGAGGCAUUCCUACCUAUCUUUGACGACAUCAAGACUACCAUUCCCUCUGAGGGAGAGACGAUCUUCGACCCAGAAGUUAUGGCUGAAUACGAAAAAGCCGAGCUUGAAAAUUGGGACGAGGAAUAA